This is a messenger RNA of Symbiodinium natans, 897 nucleotides long. NCBI's taxonomy places the organism in Eukaryota, Dinophyceae, Suessiales, Symbiodiniaceae. The record is from the annotation of a GenBank genome assembly.
AUGGUUUGUGCACCGAAGUGCUCUGCGUCCUUCGAGUGCCCGCUGGAUACGCCACUUACCUCAACGGCGCAGCCCCAAUGCAUGCUGCAGACCGUGGACCAGGCCUCCUACUGUGGCCUGCUUUGCCAGGCGGACGCGCAGUGUCCGAGUGGUGCGUCCUGCCGGAAGGUGGGCACUCAGGGCCUUGGCUUGUGCAUCCACCCGCUGUCCUUCGCAGACUGGGCCCGGCUUUCCAGCCGCGUGAAGCUGGCAAUAGGCUUCCCGAGCUCCGGAGCCUCGGGCUCGAGCAACAAGGGCUUCCAGGUGGCCAAGGCUUACUCGGCGCUGCAAAGCCUCAAGCGGCGAUACGCCAUCUCGGAUGGGGACGCAGAUGUGUUGACUGUCAAGGAGAUGCUGGCUGCUGCCGCCACUCCUCUUAGCCUCGUGGACCGCGAGCGGCAGGUCCUCACCAACUUUGAAUCCAUGGUGAAGAACGCCCUUCACAGUGCUCCCAAGACUGAUCUCGUGUCGGAGGUUUCCACGGAUCUGAAAUUCUUUGGCAAAAACAUGGCCUCUGGCUUGCCUGGCUGGGAGCGGGAAGCCGAAAGCGUUGUUUGGAAUGUGGAGCACAUAGAUAGCUAUGGUGCGGCAACUGGCCUGCUGCGUGGGCUCAUCGAGUUGGGCCUCAUCUAUCUCGCCUGUGGUGCCGUGUACAAGUACCAGAUGCAUGGUGCCCGAGGCUUGCAGCUCAUCCCCCAUGUGGACUUCUGGAUGGACUAUCCAAACCUAGUGGCCGACGGGGUGCAGUACUCCAAAGUGCUCCUCUCGCAGAUGGGCGGCAAGGCCCAAGGUUUCGAAAGCUUUCCGCCAGCUUCGGCGGAGAGAGACACCUUUGCAAACUUCGAGCCAAGCAGAUGA